Messenger RNA from Sitophilus oryzae (rice weevil), 1199 nucleotides. RefSeq names its product inositol monophosphatase 1-like. The record is from RefSeq and is a predicted model, not a curated record. Gene Ontology annotation, molecular function: inositol monophosphate 1-phosphatase activity. NCBI's taxonomy places the organism in Eukaryota, Metazoa, Arthropoda, Insecta, Coleoptera, Curculionidae. Gene Ontology annotation, biological process: inositol metabolic process; phosphatidylinositol phosphate biosynthetic process; signal transduction. The transcript has 6 exons. Bases 246 to 1079 code for a protein of 277 amino acids.
CGUUCCAGACAAUAUAUUUUUUAUAUACAGUUAAGCAAAGUAUGUUAGGAAAAUAUUUACAUACCUACAAUAAGAUAAAACAUAUAAUUAAAAAAAAUAUUUAGGUAGAGUCAUAAACAAAUAAAAUAUUAAAGAAACAAGGUCGUUUUCAAUAGAAUAAUACAGAUAAAAUUGCAAUACAUGGGCAAAUUUGUGCAUAUGCAUUGAAGACAAGCAUCUAAAAUAUUAAUAAACAAAUAAAAAAAAUGUCUAAGGUGCAGGAAUAUUUUGAUUAUAUCUUACCACUAAUUUUAGAAGCUGGGAAGAUUCUGAUUAAAGCCGAUGAAAUUGAUGUACAAUUUAAAGAUUCUCAUGUAUGGGAUUUAGUGACGAUAUAUGAUAAGAAAGUCGAGGAAAUUCUCAUUGAUAAAAUCAAGCAGAAAUAUCCGGAUCACAGACAUAUUGGAGAGGAAGAGACAGAAAUAGGAAAAAUAAAACCAAUCCUGACAGACGAUCCUACUUGGAUUAUAGACCCAAUUGACGGUACAGCAAAUUUUACCAGAAAUCUACCAAUAACAGCUAUCUCGGUGGGUUUAAUAGUGAAUAAAGAACAAGUCUUAGGCAUUGUAUACAAUCCUUUUAUGAAUGAACUAUUUACUGCAUUAAAAGGCAAUGGGGCAUAUUUAAAUGGCAAACGAAUAUUCACUAGUGGAUGUAAAGACAUAUCAACAUCGGUAAUGAACUACGAAAUAUCCAUUGCUAGAAGGAAUGAGUACUCGUAUAAUCAAUAUCUAUUCAGGCUGAAACGCUUAAUAAAGGUUGUUCAGGGACUUAGAUCCAUGGGUUGUCCAGUUUUAAGCCUUUGUUAUGUCGCAUGUGGCAGAACUGACGCCUACCAAUGUGACGGACUUUAUCCAUGGGAUGCAGCUGCAGGUACAUUAAUUGUUCGAGAAGCUGGAGGUCAUGUCACCGAUUCAUCAGGAAAAGAAUUUGAUUUAAUGGAUCCUAACUACCUGGCAGCAGCAACAAAAGAGCUUUCAGAUGAAUAUAUGAAAAUUGAAAGAGUCGCCGAUGAAGAACGAUUACGCCAAACAAAAUAGCAACAUAUAAACAAUAACAUCAAUACGAUGACUUAAAUUUGCAAAUGCGCACGAGCAGAUCGAAACAGAAAGGAAUAUUUUACCAUCAUUGGAAACAAACAUUACCUAUAAUAUGUAAAA